GUACGCACGCGGUCGUGAAUCUUCAUAGCCUAUUCAUUUUGACACUGUUAGGGCUAUAUGAAAAAAAUCUCCCGAGUGAGCACGUGCAUAAAAUCUGAAAUGAUCUCUCGAUCGGGACUUUUAUCUGACAUCUCACCAACAUAAUUCUCACUAAUAAACUACCAAAAAUAUUGAUGAUGAUGAAACUAAUGACGAUUUCAUAUUGACAAGGUGAUACAAGCGACUAUUUUAUUAGUUUUGUUGAGGUUUAUUGGUCAAAAUAAAUGAAGCUAAUUGGUCGUCAAAUGAUUAUUGUUGGUAAAUAGCUGAUCGACCAAUGUAAUAAUAUGGCCAUUAGCACACAUUAUGAAUCUAUUGAAUUAAAAGGAAGUAAAUUUUAAUUGAAUUAAAAGGGAAGUAAAAAGACAAAAACAACAUAUAUAUAAUAAUAUACAUAAAUAAAAAAUGAAGUUUAAAAACAUGUCGACAAACGUUUUCAGGAAUAAAAGAUAUCACAAAUUCACAAUAACUGCAGAAUCCUGCAUGCAUGUGUGCUAAGUGCUUCGAUAAUAUUCUGAUAUGACUUGAUAAAAUCAUUUCGUUUGACAUUUCAUAAAUGAAAUAACUUCAAUGCAUUUAAAACGAAUCUGAAUAAUGUUUAAUAUUUCACACAUGUUAUAUACCACUCCCUAGUUUUUUUAUCAUGGAGAUGUAUGUUUUUUAUACACCACUCUACAACCGAACAAAGGGUAAAACCGUUGGGUAUCCCCGCCACCUAUUUGCAUACGUAAUUGAACAGCGCUUGCGCACUACACAGCUCAUGGACACGCUGGUCUUGAUUGGUGAACGCCAGAGCGCUUACGGUCCUAAUUUACAUACGCACCCGGUGCUUUCGGACCCAGCGUUUGAUAUAAAUACUCGUCGCAUUCAGUUGAUCGGUAGUAUUCGUCAGAAUCUUAUUCAUCAUGCCUGCGAAAGCACAGACCGCUGGAAAGAAGGGAUCGAAGAAGGCUAAGGCCCCCAGGCCUAGCGGAGACAAGAAGAGGAGAAGGCGCCGAAAGGAAAGCUACGGAAUCUACAUCUACAAGGUUCUGAAGCAGGUUCACCCCGACACUGGUAUCUCAAGCCGUGCCAUGUCCAUCAUGAACAGCUUCGUCAACGAUGUCUUCGAGCGCAUCGCCGGUGAGGCAUCCCGUCUUGCCCACUACAACAAGAGGUCCACCAUCAGCAGCCGUGAGGUCCAGACCGCUGUCCGUCUCCUCCUCCCCGGUGAAUUGGCCAAACACGCCGUCUCUGAGGGCACAAAGGCCGUCACCAAGUACACCACCUCCAAGUAAAUUUGGUUUGCGCCUCAUUUACCAAACGGCUCUUCUCAGAGCCACCAAAUCUUCAAGAAAGAAUCAUUUUGAUUAAUCUCUAGCUUAACAUUUUUUUAAAUCUCGCUUACAGAAACUUAGAAAUAGUUGAAAUAAAUCUCAUGACAAAGCGAGACCAUUUGCAAUAAAGCUUCAUAGUUCAUUUGACAACUCUUUUUUACUCGGUUCCGUAUUUUGUCACUCAGUAAAAUUCGGAACAAUGGUUGAGAAGUCUGGGAAAUUGUGUAUUUCAAAUUUCGAACCUAAUCGUGGGAA
Molecule: messenger RNA, 1610 nt
Organism: Lytechinus variegatus (green sea urchin)
Lineage: Eukaryota; Metazoa; Echinodermata; Echinoidea; Temnopleuroida; Toxopneustidae
Product: late histone H2B.L3-like
Exons: 1
Coding region: 945-1316 (123 amino acids)
Cellular component (GO): nucleosome
Molecular function (GO): structural constituent of chromatin; protein heterodimerization activity; DNA binding
Source: RefSeq, a predicted model, not a curated record